AUGCUAAGCGCCGUCGUCUUCGCCGGUCUAGCCCCCAUACUCAGGGCAUCUCCAGUCCCGGACGACGUGCUGAAUAUGCACAAGCUCCUCCGACGGGAUCCUCCCAAGGCCUUGCCUCAAAACGCAUCCGCCCCGGAGGUGAGGUGGCAGCCGACGAUGGACUUUGACAAGGACGGGUGCUACAACACACCGGCCAUCGACGCCGAGGGCAAGAUCAACCCGGGGCUAAACAACAUGUUCACCGGCACCGACACGGGCUGCCGCGACGCCUCGGACCUGGACAACAACAACGUCUACGUUCGGUCGCGCUGCAACAACAACUGGUGUGUCUUUCUGUACGACUACUACUUUGAAAAGGACGUCGCCCUGCCCUACCUGCCCGACGUCGGCCACCGCCACGACUGGGAGCACGUUGCCGUGUUUGUCGAGGGCGGCGACAAGGCACGCCUCGUGGCCGCAUCCGCGCACGGUGGCUACGCCACCCGCAAGGCAGAGGAGGUCAGGUGGGAUGGCGACCACCCCAAGGUCGUGUACCACAAAGACGGCAUCGGCACGCACUGCUUCCGCUUUGGGAACGAGAACGACGAGAAGAAUAUCGAGAACCACAAGGGCAAGUGGUUCUUGGGUCCGCUGGUCUCUUUCAAUGGAUUCCCCAGCACGGAGCUUCGUGAAAAGUUGUUUUCGCAUGAUUUUGGUGCUGCUACCAUCGGGAUCAAGGAUUCGCAGUUCCAGGGCAAUAUCGACAAGGCCAGGGGCAAGGACGGCGCGCCGGGUUUUGACAGCAGUAAAGAUGAUGGCAGCGGUGGCAAGUUGUAG
This is a messenger RNA of Pyricularia grisea, 816 nucleotides long. RefSeq lists its product as uncharacterized. The transcript has a single exon. The record is from RefSeq and is a predicted model, not a curated record. Bases 1 to 816 code for a protein of 271 amino acids. Lineage: Eukaryota; Fungi; Ascomycota; Sordariomycetes; Magnaporthales; Pyriculariaceae.